Messenger RNA from Elaeis guineensis (African oil palm), 1112 nucleotides. Its product is annotated as GDSL esterase/lipase At5g45910. Lineage: Eukaryota; Viridiplantae; Streptophyta; Magnoliopsida; Arecales; Arecaceae. The record is from RefSeq and is a predicted model, not a curated record. Gene Ontology annotation, molecular function: hydrolase activity, acting on ester bonds.
GAGCUAGUCCCCCAGCCUGGCUCAACCGUCUCCACGAUUGCCCUGCGUUUACUCCUCCCUCACCAUGAAUCCCUCAAUCCUCCUCUUCCUCCUCUUCUCCUGUCUCCAUCUUUCCUUCUCCGUCUCCGAACCUUACACCGCCAUCUUUAGCUUCGGCGACUCGCUCGCCGACACCGGUAACCACCUCGUCAAUGGGCCCAAUCCCAUCCUCUCCACCACCCAUCCCCCUUAUGGCAUGACCUUCUUUCGCCGCCCCACCGGCCGCUGCUCCGACGGACGCCUGGUGAUAGACUUCAUCACCGAGGCCUUUGGGCUCCCACUGCUUCCCCCAUCUAAAGCUCACAACACCGACUUCCAUCAGGGAGCCAAUUUUGGCAUCACCGGAGGCACGGCUAUGAGCUUCGGCUACUUCCACGAGAGGGGCCUCGACAGCACCGUAUGGGUCAACGGUUCCCUCGGCGACCAGGUCGAUUGGUUCGAGGACAUGAAGCCCUCUCUCUGCAGCUCACCGGAAGAAUGCAAGGACUACUUCAGUAGAUGCCUCUUUGUCGUCGGCGAGUUCGGAGGAAACGAUUACAACGCCUUCUUCUUCGCCGGCAGGGACAUCCAAGACGUGAGGGCCAACGUGAACAUAAUCGUCGGAGGCAUUAUAAAGGGUGUGGAGAGGUUGAUAAACCACGGGGCGGUGGAUCUGGUGGUGCCGGGGGUUUUUCCCAUAGGAUGCUUCCCGUUGUACAUGAAGCUGUAUGGUACCGGUCAGAAGGAGGAUUACGGCCACCGGAGCGGAUGCAUCAGGAAAUUUAACAGUUUGGCUUGGCACCACAAUGAAAAGCUCCGGAUGGAAUUGGAGAAGCUCCAGAAGAUGUACCCAUGGACGAGGAUUGUCUAUGCGGAUUACUAUGGUGCAGCAAUUCGAUUUAAUUUCUCUCCUAAUAAAUUUGGAUUUACCCACGGGGCUAUGAAAGCUUGUUGCGGGGAUCGCAGCAAAUAUAAUGUCAACAUGGAUGCGAGGUGCGGCACAUCGAACGCAACCGUGUGCCAUGAUCCCGAAACAUAUGCAAGUUGGGAUGGAGUUCACUAUACCGAAGCUGCUCACCGCUUCAUUGCCAAAG